AUGGAACGAAAACGUCACAGUUGGGAAGGCAUGGACCAUGACGCUGGCUUUCUCUACACUGGCCAGAGCCGUGGAGCGAUUCGACGGGAUGCCAAAUAUAUAACCGUGGACACUGAUAUCGAAAGAAUCCCAAAUUGGAGAUUGCAUUCAUUGGAAAACUUGGUAUGGCUGGAAUUCCCAGAUCAGCUUAAGGUAAUUGGUGACAAUGCCUUUUAUUGCUGUUUUGUGUUGCAGCGAGUCAUCUUUCCAGGCAGUUUGACUGAUAUUGGCAACAACGCGUUCGAGGGUUGCUAUGAGCUUAACCCGGUUGUACUUCCAGAAGGACUUCAGACCAUUGGUAUUGCUGCCUUUCGAUCCUGCCGAUCGUUGCGAGCAAUUGAGGUUCCGUCCACUGUCCAAAUGAUUGCUACUUCGGCAUUUGCAGAUUGCAGCAGUCUUGAGUCGGCUGCACUACCAGAUUUUAUUGAAUAUGUCAAUGGUUGGUUUCUGCGUUGUGGAUCUUUGCGACAUGUUUCCCUGUCGUCCAAGACUACCACAAUCGAACCAUAUGCGUUUUCGCGUUGCUGGAGCCUAAUGUCAUUGGAGCUUCCAGAGACGAUGAGCAGCAUUCGAGACGGAUCACUUAUAAGCUGCGCAUCACUGAGAAAUGUGUAUCUGCCUAACAAUAUUUCGCGGAUAGGAGAACCGUUUGCCGGCUGCGAGGACCUCCUGCAGGUUUUCGAAGAAGAUCAGCUGUUUCACGUUCUGAAACACAGAUUCGAUGGUUUGCCGGUACACCGCAUCUGCUACUUUCAAAAAUACAAGGAAGAAAAUACAGUCCUUGAAGAAAUUCGCCAGAGCUUGGCGAGUGAAGCCUUUGACAAUUUCCAAGAUGGUCUUGAAAUGACGCCGCUGCACAUUUUGGCUCUUUCCUGCAAACCGCGGGCUAAUCUUUGGAUCGAGCUGCAAAGGAGGUUCCCACGAUGCCUUGAACUUGGCGACAAAUGGGGAAGUAGACCCAUUGACUACUUGGUGGAAAAUAUGACGCCAAGCUCUCUCCCUCUUCUCACUCAUUGCAUCUAUGCAAGUACUGGAGCGCCCCUGAAGAGUCUCAGGUCUGCAAAAUGGAAAAUUACGAUCUUGCGGCUCAUUGAGGAGCUAUCUGACAAGACAAGCCGACGAGUUCAAGUUGACCGUAUCCAUAACAUGCUUUUCAAGUACCUUCAGAUGGAAGCCCUUUCGAUGCUGGAAGAAGCCCUCUGGAAAGUACAAAUUUCGGAAGGGGAGAGAGCGGCCUGGUUGGUUCCGGCCAACGAGUAUAGGUUAAGCUGCCGUAUCAAAUCGGGAGCAGAGAUUGUGAUCCCAAACGUAUUUUGUUUCAUGGAGAAAGUUGAUAGGAUUUAG
Messenger RNA from Cylindrotheca closterium, 1383 nucleotides. The record is from the annotation of a GenBank genome assembly. Lineage: Eukaryota; Bacillariophyta; Bacillariophyceae; Bacillariales; Bacillariaceae.